CUCCGUCCCGGUGCUUUGUUCGCUGCCCGCGCGGGUCGCUGGGCGCCGGGCGGCCGGGGGCGGGCGCGGGCCCCCGGGGAGGGGGCGGUGCUGCCCAAGGGUCCCGCCCCCGCCCCGCCCCCACACCGCCUGCGCGCCAGCUGCCUCCUGGAGCUGUGUCCUGUCCUGUCCAGUCCCGUCCCUGGCGCGGCCCGGCCCGCGCCCUCUCUCCGGCCGCCUCUCGCCGACCUCGGCUGCGCCAUGGCCAGCCUGCGUCCAUUCGGCCCGGCCUCGCUGCUGCCGCUGCUGCUGCUCUUGGUGGUAGCCGCGCGCGCCCUGCCCGGCGCCGGCGGGACGUGCCCGGAGCGCGCACUGGAACGGCGCGAGGAGGAGGCGAAUGUGGUGCUCACCGGCACAGUGGAGGAGAUCCUCAACGUAGACCCGGUGCAGCACACUUACUCCUGCAAGGUUCGGGUCUGGCGAUACUUGAAGGGCAGAGACCUGGUGGCCCGGGAGAGCCUGUUGGAUGGGGGCAACAAGGUGGUGAUCAGUGGCUUUGGAGACCCCCUCAUCUGUGACAACCAGGUGUCUACAGGGGACACUAGGAUCUUCUUUGUGAACCCUGCACCCCCAUACCUGUGGCCAGCUCAUAAGAAUGAGCUGAUGCUCAACUCUAGCCUCAUGCGGAUCACCUUGCGGAACCUGGAAGAGGUGGAGUUCUGUGUAGAAGACAAACCCGGGACUCACUUUACCUCAGUGCCUCCAACGCCUCCUGAUGCCUGCCGAGGAAUGCUGUGCGGCUUUGGUGCUGUGUGCGAGCCCAGCACAGAGGGGCCAGGCCGGGCCUCCUGCGUGUGCAAGAAGAGCACCUGCCCCAGUGUCGUGGCACCUGUGUGCGGUUCAGAUGCUUCCACCUACAGCAACGAGUGCGAGCUGCAACGGGCACAGUGCACCCAGCAGCGGCGUAUCCGCCUGCUCCGUCGUGGACCCUGUGGGUCCCGUGACCCUUGCGUCAACGUGACCUGCAGUUUCGGCAGCACUUGUGCGCGCUCAGCAGAUGGGCUGACAGCCUCGUGCCUGUGCCCCACAACCUGCCAGGAUGCCAGUGAGGGCACAGUGUGCGGCAGUGAUGGUGCUGACUACCCCAGCGAGUGCCAGCUACUGCACCGCGCCUGCACCAGGCAGGAGAACAUCUUUAAGAAGUUCAGUGGCCCUUGUGACCCUUGCCAGGGCACCCUCACCGACCCAAGCCGCAGCUGCCGUGUGAACCUGCACACACGAUUGCCAGAGAUGUUCCUGAGGCCAGAAAGCUGCCCUGAUCGGAGGUCACUAGUGUGUGGGGACGAUGGGGUCACCUAUGAAAAUGAAUGUGUCAUGGGCCGCAUGGGUGCUGCUCGAGGCCUCCUCCUUCAGAAAGUGCGCUCUGGCCAGUGCCUGCCUCAAGAUCAGUGCCCAGAGGUCUGCCGGUUCAAUGCUGUGUGCCUGUCCCGCCCGGGCCGCCAACACUGCUCCUGCAACCGUGUCACCUGUGAUGGGGCCUACAGGCCCGUGUGUGCCCAAGAUGGGCACACAUAUGACAAUGACUGCUGGCGCCAGCAGGCUGAGUGUCGGCAGCAGCGUGCCAUUCCCAGCAAGCAUGGGGGCCCGUGUGACCAGGCCCCAUCCCCGUGCCGUGGAGUGCAAUGCACAUUCGGGGCGACGUGUGCUGUGAAGAAUGGGCAGGCAGUCUGUGAGUGCCAGCAGGCAUGCCUGGGCAUCUAUGACCCUGUGUGUGGCAGUGAUGGCAUCACAUAUGGCAGCGCAUGUGAACUGGAAUCCACAGCCUGUAUCCUCGGGCGGGAGAUCCGGGUGGCCCGCAGAGGACCCUGUGACCGCUGUGGGCAGUGCCGCUUUGGAGCCCUGUGUGAGGCUGAGACUGGCCGCUGUGUGUGCCCCUCUGAGUGUGUGGCCUCAGCCCAGCCUGUGUGUGGUUCUGACGGGCACACGUAUUCCAGCGAGUGUGAGCUGCACGUCCACGCCUGCACACGCCAGAUCAGCCUGCAUGUAGCCUCAGCUGGACACUGCCAGACUUGUGGAGACACAGUGUGUGCCUUUGGAGCUGUGUGCUCAGCUGGCCAGUGUGUGUGUCCCCGGUGUGAGCACCCCCCACCUGGUCCUGUGUGCGGCAGUGAUGGUGUCACCUACAGCAGUGUGUGUGAGCUGCGGGAAGCUGCCUGCCUCCAGCAGGUGCAGAUCGAAGAGGUCCGGACAGGGCCAUGCGAGCAGGCUGAGUGUGGCUCUGGUGCCUCUGGCUCUGGGGAGGAUAGCGAGUGUGAGCAGGAGUUGUGCCAGCAGCACGGUGGCAUCUGGGACGAGGACUCAGAGGAUGGGCCAUGCAUCUGUGACUUCAGCUGCCAGAGUGUCCUGAGGAGCCCGCUGUGCGGCUCAGAUGGGAUUACCUACAGCACCGAGUGUGACCUGAAGAAGGCCAGGUGUGAGUUGCAGCAAGAGCUGUAUGUUGCAGCCCAGGGAGCCUGCCAAGGUACCACUUUGGCCCCACUGCCAUCUGUGGCUCCCUCACACUGUGCCCAGACCCCCUAUGGCUGCUGCCAGGACAACAUCACUGCUGCCCAGGGUGUGGGCCUGGCUGGCUGCCCCAGCGUGUGCCAAUGCAACCCACAUGGCUCCUACAGCAGGACCUGUGAUGCAGCCACAGGACAGUGCUCCUGCCGCCCAGGUGUGGGUGGCCUCAGGUGUGACCGCUGUGAGCCUGGUUUCUGGAAUUUCCGAGGCAUUGUCACUGAUGGCCGGAGUGGCUGCACCCCCUGCAGCUGUGAGCCCCAGGGAGCUGUGCGGGAUGACUGUGAGCAGAUGACUGGGCUAUGCUCUUGUAAGCCUGGUGUGGCCGGCCCCAAGUGCGGGCAGUGUCCAGAUGGCCAUGCUCUGGGCCCUGCUGGUUGUGAAGCAGCCCCCUCGGCACCCAAGACCUGUGCGGAGAUGCACUGUGAGUUUGGUGCUUCCUGCGUGGAGGAGGCUGGCUCUGUCCACUGUGCUUGCCCGAUACUCACCUGUCCUGAGGCUAAUGCCACCAAGGUCUGCGGGUCUGAUGGAGUUACCUACGGCAACCAGUGCCAGCUGAAGACCAUUGCCUGCCGCCAGGGCCUGCACAUCUCUGUCCAAAGCCUCGGCCCAUGCCAGGAGGCUGUCGCUCCUGGUGCCCACCCAGCACCUGCACCCGUGACUACCUCGGGGCUUGUCCUGAGUGAGGCGCUGCUGCCUCCCCCCAGCACCCUCCCCCUGGCUCCCAGCAGUACCCCCCACAGCCAGCCCACCCGUCCACCCCCACCACGGCCUUGGACCACUGCCAGCAUCCCCAGGACCACCAUGCGGCCCAUGCUGACUGCGCCCCCCACAGUACCCUCCCCUGCACCCAGCCUUGCCACAUCCGCCUUUGGAGAAUCUGGGAGUGCUGACGGAAGUGGAGACCAGGAGCUGAGCGGGGACCAGGAGGCCAGCGGGGGAGGUUCUGGGGGACUUGAGCCCCCUGAGGGCAGCAGCGUGGUGACCCUGGGGCCACCCAUAGAGAGGGCUUCCUGCUAUAACUCGCCUUUGGGCUGCUGCUCAGAUGGGAAGACGCCCUUGUUGGACGCAGAGGGCUCCAACUGCCCUGCCACCAAGGUGUUCCAGGGUGUGCUGGAGCUCGAGGGGGUCGAGGGCCAGGAACUGUUCUACACGCCAGAGAUGGCAGACCCCAAGUCAGAGCUGUUUGGGGAGAUGGCCAGAAGCAUUGAGAGCACACUGGAUGACCUCUUCCGGAACUCAGAUGUCAAGAAGGACUUUCGGAGUGUCCAUCUGCGGGACCUGGGACCUGGAAGAUCAGUCCGAGCCAUUGUGGAUGUACACUUUGACCCCACCACAACCUUCAGAGCACCGGAUGUGGGCCGGGCCCUCCUCCGGCAGAUCCAGGCAUCCCGGCGAUGGUCCCUGGGGGUGAGGCGCCCCCUGCAGGAGCAUGUGCGCUUCAUGGACUUUGACUGGUUUCCUGCCUUCUUCACUGGAGCCACUGCAGCUGUGACCACAGCCAGAGCUACCACUGGGGCCCGCCAGCCCUCUGUCGUGACCCCUCGGGCCUCGUUCCCCAGUCAUACCAGCCGCCCAGCUGGCAAGACCACCGCCCUGCCCACCACACGCCGGCCCCCACCAACUGUCCCCAGCCAUGUGCCAGGACGGCCUGAGCAGCCCCCAAGGGCCUGUGACUCCCAGCCCUGCCUCCAUGGAGGGACCUGCAGAGAGCGGGACUCUGGCAGGGACUUCUCCUGCAGCUGCCCUGCAGGCAGGGGAGGCUGGGUCUGUGAGGAGGCCCUGCAGACCCCGGUGCCAGCCUUCGAGGGCCACUCCUUCCUGGCCUUCCCUACCCUCCGUGCCUACCACACACUGCGCCUGGCACUGGAAUUCCGGGCACUGGAGCCGCAGGGGCUGCUGCUGUACAACGGCAACGCACGGGGCAAGGAUUUUCUGGCACUGACACUGCAGGGAGGCCACGUGCAGCUCAGGUUUGACACAGGUUCGGGGCCUGCAGUGCUGACUAGUGCAGUGCCCAUAGAGCCUGGCCGUUGGCACCGCCUAGAGCUGUCACGGCAUUGGCGCCGGGGUACACUCUCAGUGGAUGGUGAGACGCCUGUUCUGGGUGAGAGCCCCAGAGGCACUGAUGGCCUCAACCUGGACACAGACCUGUUUGUGGGCGGCGUCCCAGAAAAUCAGGCUGCCGUGGUGCUCGAACGGACAGCCAUUGGCGUUGGCCUGAGGGGCUGCAUCCGCCUGCUAGAUGUCAACAACCAGCGGUUGGAGCUCAGCAGCUGGCAGGGGGCUGUGACUCAAAGCUCCCGUGUGGGCGAGUGUGGAGACCACCCCUGCCUGCCCAGCCCCUGCCAUGGCGGGGCCCCAUGCCAGGCCCUGGAGGCUGGCAUGUUCCACUGUCAGUGCCCACCUGACCACUUUGGCCCAACCUGCACCCAUGAGAAGAGUCCCUGUCAGCCAAACCCCUGCCAUGGGGCUGCCCCCUGCCACGUGCUACCCGAGGGUAGGGCUAAGUGCGAGUGCCCCUUGGGACGUGGGGGUGCUCUCUGCCAGACAGUGUUGGAACCGGACAACACUCGGCCUUUCCUGGCUGACUUCAGUGGCUUCUCCUACCUGGAGCUGAAAGGCUUGCACACCUUUGGGCGGGACCUAGGGGAGAAGAUGGAGCUGGAGGUGGUGUUUCUGGCCCGUGGCCCCAGCGGCUUGCUCCUCUACAACGGCCAGAAGACAGAUGGCAAGGGGGACUUUGUGUCACUGGCACUACACAACCACCACUUGGAGUUCCGUUAUGACCUGGGCAAGGGGGCAGCAAUCAUCAGGAGCAAGGAGCCAGUCACCCUGAACACCUGGACCCGGGUCUCCCUGGAGCGAAAUGGCCGCAAGGGCUCCAUGCGUGUUGGUGAUGGCCCCCGAGUACUGGGGGAGUCCCCGAAAUCCCGCAAGGUUCCACACACCAUCCUCAACCUGAAGGAGCCACUCUACAUUGGGGGGGCCCCUGACUUCAGCAAGCUGGCCCGGGCAGCUGAGGUGUCUUCCGGCUUUGAUGGUGCCAUCCAAUUGGUCUCCCUGAAAGGCCAACAGCUGCUGACCCAGGAGCAUGUGUUGCAAGCAGUGGACAUCUCAUCCUUUGCAGACCACCCUUGCACUUCGGCCUCAGGCCACCCCUGCCUCAAUGGUGCCUCCUGUGUGCCCAAGGAGGCCAUGUAUGUGUGCCUCUGCCCCGGGGGCUUCUCAGGGCUGCACUGUGAGAAUGGGCUGAUUGAGAAGGCGGCAGGGGACCUGGACACGUUGGCCUUUGAUGGGCAGACCUACAUUGAGUACCUCAGUGGUGUGACUGAGAGCGAACUAACCAAUGAGAUCCCAGCCCCUGAAACUCCAGAUUCUGGGGCUUCUCACAGUGAGAAGGCGCUGCAGAGCAACCACUUCGAAUUGAGUUUGCGUACCGAGGCCACACAGGGGCUGGUGCUGUGGAGUGGCAAGGCCAUGGAGCGGGCAGACUACAUGGCACUGGCCAUCGUUGAUGGGCACCUGCAGCUGACCUAUGACCUGGGCUCCCAGCCCGUGGUGCUGCGAUCCUCCGUGCCAGUCAACACCAACCGCUGGCUGCGGGUCAGGGCACACAGGGAGCAGAGAGAAGGCUCCCUUCAAGUUGGCAACGAGGCCCCUGUGACUGGUUCCUCCCCACUGGGCGCCACACAGCUGGACACAGAUGGAACCCUGUGGCUUGGGGGUCUACAGAAGCUGCCUGCCGGCCAGGCACUACCCAAAGCCUAUAGCACAGGCUUUGUGGGUUGCCUGCAGGAUGUGGUCGUGGGCCAGCGCCCACUGCGCCUGCUGGAGGACGCUGUUACCAAGCCCAAGCUGCAGCCCUGCCCUGCUCUAUGAGCUGGCAUCUGAGCCCACCACCCACCCUGCUGUAAUUAUUUUCUAUUUUUGUAAACUUUUUGCUUUUUGAUAAUGGUUUUCUUGCCUGCUUGUUGGCCGGAGGGACUGCUGGCCCGGCCCCACUUCCGUCCAGGCAGCCGUGCUGCAGAGACAAACCCAUGCCGAGGGACUGUGGGGCACCAUGACAGCAUGAAGGGCUUGGCUUGAUGGCAGCCUCAGGAUGAAGCCCCUCUGCCUCAGGGUGUCACACCUCAGGCCUCAUACUGUGCCCCCAUGUGUCCACCAUGUGCUCCUCUCGUGUCCCCUGGCCUGUGUCCCAGAGCAGAAAGGAACUGCCAAGGUUGAGGGGGCACCCCAUGCAAUCCCCAUAGGGCCUUUCUGAGUUUCCAUUUAAGCUGCCCCUUCCUGUGUGUGCUGUGGGCUGUGUCCAGCCUCACUGGGGCUGGCCUGGACCUCCUGUGCCAAUCCUGUGAUUUAGAAACACUGUUACUCAUGGGACCACAUUUACCUCCUCCCCCCCAGCUGAGUCCCCCAUUUCUAAGGUGCUGGGGAGCAGAGGCCAGACCCAGGCCCCUCUGGGGCUUCUUCUCAGCUGGCCCUGUCCAUCUACCCAGCCACCUUGGAUGUGGCCAUGCCCCAGUUCCUGGGAGGAGCCUCCAGAGGGUCAAGGUAUUGCAGUGAAAUGGCUCUGUUGUCUACCUGCCUGCCUUAGUGUCCUGGCCUACCAACCACAUUUUUCAUGCACUGAUUUUAUUUGAUUCCUGGAGUUGGGUGCUCCCAUCCUUCUUGCCCUGGCUUGACACCAUCACUGCAGCUCCAGUGUGAGAGACAGUGGUCUGGCAUCUGAGAUGGAUCAGGGGCUGGCCUAGCAUCUGACCAAGGCCAAAGAGCAGGUGCAAGGGCAAUAGAGAUGGCUCUGAAGCCAGAAAUGCCUUAAACUGCAAUGUCCCAUGCUGUCCCCACCCUCAAUCCCCUGCCCAAUCCUGGGAGCUACACUAGAUAAAGCUGGUGGAGUGGCAGCCCAGACUCUCAGUGGAGCUGGUGUGGGGGCCAGAGGGAGCCUGUGGCACCAUGUAACUAACUCCAGUAUGUGUGUGUCAAUCACCAUGAAAUAAAGUCUUAAACUUUAAA
Molecule: messenger RNA, 7551 nt
Organism: Nycticebus coucang (slow loris)
Lineage: Eukaryota; Metazoa; Chordata; Mammalia; Primates; Lorisidae
Gene: AGRN
Product: agrin
Exons: 39
Coding region: 241-6420 (2059 amino acids)
Biological process (GO): G protein-coupled acetylcholine receptor signaling pathway; multicellular organism development; cell differentiation
Molecular function (GO): laminin binding; calcium ion binding
Source: RefSeq, a predicted model, not a curated record